AUUUAAUUUCUUAAUCCAAUUACACAAAUCUACAAUUAUCAUAUUUCAUCUUCAAAUAUAUUUUUCUAAAACAUUAUUAUCAUAAUUAAAAAAUAAAUAAAAUUCAAUAAGCAACCAAAAGAAAAUUAUUUCAAAAAAAUGUUUUUAUCAGAAUGUUCGUUUCAUGCCCAUUUCCCUCUUCAUUUCCAAAAGAAAAAAAGAAUGAAUGGGGUCGAAAUGCAAAGACCAAAUUUAGGCAACUUAGAUUAAUUAAGCAAAUUAGAGGAACUAUAAUUUUUUUAUUACAAAGUACGCUGAGAAAUAGGAGGUUAGAUGAGAAUUAAAUACAAAAUUUUAUCUGAAGAGGUGGUGUUGCUCUUUAACUGAGAUAAAAUUAGAUUCUCGAACUACUUGAACCGCUAGAUAUAAUCUUUUAUCUUCUUAAGAAAAGCAUUGAUUUGUCCUAAAUUGUAGGUCUAUCUCCGUAAUACUCGGUUAACUAUUCAUAAUUUGGCUGGCUCCUAAUUCUCUCAUCUUUUUUUGUCCUAAGCAUCCCAUUGUAUUCCAUGCACAUUUGUCCUUAAUUCUUUUCUCUUUGGCAUUUCCAUUUUAUUUCAUAAUUCUAAUUCCUAACACAUUGAUCAAGUUUAUGUUAAAAUUAAUACUAUGAAAUGACCCUUCAUAGUUUUAGCACAAGAUUAUUCCUAUUGAAGUGAAUGUACAAAAUAAAUUGAUCGAAAAUUAUAACAUAAAGAGUACGUUGCGUGAACAUGGUGAACAUUGCACGAACACAUACACGAAGAAAUUCCAUCGGAGGCUCUCUGUCUCCCAAGGCAAGCGAGCUAGGAGAGGUAGAUACGAAAGCUCCAUUUCAGUCGGUAAAAGAUGCUCUUAGUCUUUUCGGUGUACCAUCAUCCUCUCCUCCUCAUGUCAAGACCGUUUUUAACAAAAAGUCGAAACCUCAACCUCAACCUCAACCUCAGGAAGUUUCAGACGAUGAGACACAGUUUCACUUGGCCUUAAGCGAGCUGAAGAAGUUAAAGGAACAACUGAUAGGUGCUGAAUUGAAAAAACGUCAAGCCAUCCCUGAGCUACAAGAGGCUCAAAGGACUCUUAUCGACCUCCAAGAGAAACUUAAAGACGUGAAUGCAUCCAAGAAGAACAUUCUAGAAACUGCCGAAGCUCUAAAGGAAAGGGCUCGGAAGCUGGAAGAAGAUAUUGCCUUAAAUGAUGUUUAUACACAAGAUAUCGAAACCAUUGGGGAAGACUACAGGGCUGCUAUUUUAGAGCUGGAUGCUGUUAAACAACAGCUUAGCAAUGUGCAUACGGAAUAUGAAGCCGCGUUAGAAGCUAAAACAACUUCUUUACGCUUAUUUCAAGAAGCCGAUGCUGCAGCAGAUGCGCAUCGUUUGAAAGUCAGAAACCUGAACGAGCAGAUUGCUACGAUGCAGGAAGCGUUAGCGAAACUUAAGUCUUGUAAAACCGCAGAAGAAGAGCAUCAGAAGGUUAUGAAUCAGAAAGACAAGGAGAUUUCUUCGCGUAGACUUGCCAAGCAAGAGUUGGAACGGGAAGUGCUCGCUCUUCAGGAUGAGCACCGGUUUCUUUUAGCUGAUGAUCAGCAGGCGAAACUUGUGGAAACUAAUGCUGGAAUUUUGUGUCUUGAAGAAAAAGUGUCGAAAGCUCGAGUUGUUCAUUUGGAAGCUCAGAAAGCGGUGAAAAAUGAACUAGAGGUUGCUAAGAAGUCGCUUGAACGGAUAGCAGAGGAAAAUUUAUGUCUUCAAAUGUCAUUGGAAUCGUUGAAGCUCGAGCAAGAACAAGUCGGAAAGGAAUUAUCGGAGCAGAAGGUUAAGAUAGAGGAAUCCGAGGCUUUAGUAAACGAACUCAAAGUUGAAUUGGAAAACGAGAAAAAGGCGCUUGAAUUAGGCCUUACGAGUAAAACUAUUGCAGCAGAUGGAUAUGACGAUAUGCAUGUAUCGAUUGAGCGACUGACAAUGGAAACCGAGAAAGCUAAGAAAGAAACCGAAGAGAUGAAGAAGAGAAUAGAGGAGGAGGAGCAACAAACGUGCAUUAUUAAAGAGAUGAUUGUCGAUAUGAGAGACAAGCUAGCGAGUGUCCUGAAACGAACAGAAGAAGCCAGAGCGGCAGAGAAAGGCGCGCAAGAGGAGAUUAAGGCUGUUAAAGCCGAGGAACCUAGUGUCGAAAUCAGUAAUGGAAUGAUGAAGGUGUCAGCUGAGGAGUACAAUUCCUUGAUGAAGAAAAUUAAUGAAUCCGAAAACUUGGCUUAUAUAGAAAUUACUGGUAAGAUGCGUCAAAUAAAAACGCUUCUGGCUAGCCAAACGGAAGCAAAACAAAAGUUCGAGGAAGUUUCAAAGGAGAUCAAAGAACUCGAGAUGAAAGAAGACGAGGCUUUAAAGGCUGCUGAAAUGGCCGAGGCUGCAAAGAUUGGUUUAGAAGCUGAACUACAUCGAAGGUAUCGAGACUAGGCUCAUAAACGCCUGUUGCAUAGGUCUAGUCGCAAGUAUAAGAUUGCGUAAUAUAGUCUUGAACUAUAGAGCUAAUCGAAUGUAUGUUUUAAGGAAAAUUUUAGUAUGAUUUAUUAUUGAGAUACUUUCAAUCCUAGUUUUUUUUUCCGAGGGGAAAAACACACAAGUAGUUAUUAUAGUCUGUUUUCGGACAAAAAUGCACAAUGUCAUGGAGUCGCGGUUCAUGAAAACAUGAUCACAAAUUUUGAAGUUGCAGCUAGUUACACACUA
This is a messenger RNA of Amaranthus tricolor (Joseph's coat), 2732 nucleotides long. Its product is annotated as WEB family protein At5g55860-like. The record is from RefSeq and is a predicted model, not a curated record. Bases 750 to 2462 code for a protein of 570 amino acids. The transcript is spliced from 2 exons. Lineage: Eukaryota; Viridiplantae; Streptophyta; Magnoliopsida; Caryophyllales; Amaranthaceae.